AUUUGAACCACAAUGCUUGUUCUCAAAGUCAUUUGAUAUUGCAAAGUGAUGGGAAAUAUUUCUAUUUAAAAAGAAAAAUGGCUGAGGAGUCCUGUCCCGUGUCCCUGUCUGAGCUGUGUCUGGCCCAGGUGUGUCUCAGCCUGGACUCCCUCUGCAGUACGCAACCAGAUGGCUCCCUGAGGCUCAGCUGGGCCCCACUGCUCCCACAGGAAAUGGCGGAUCAGCUACUGCACAAGAUGGCUGCCCAGGGCAGGCUAAACGACAGAACAGUCGGUAUCUUCCGCAGCUGUGAACAACUCCGUCUGCGCAGAGCUUGUGUCCGCUCCUCUCCCCUCUCUGCAGAGGCCUUCCGUCUGGCCCUCUGCCCUCACCGGCUGCAGGAGCUGGAUGCUUCUGGGGUCCCUGGGGGCCUCACUGGUGCCCACAUCCUCUCAGGCCUGGCCUCCAACCCGGAGUGCAGAGCCAGCCUGCAGAGGCUCACACUGAGCAGGCUCCAGUUGGGCUGGACGUCCCUGGAGGUGAAGGAAGAGCAGGUAGGCUUCAGCUCUCUGCAGGGCCUGAGGACACUUAACCUGGCCAACACAGACCUCACAGACCCCUUCCUGGAGGACAUCUGUACUCUCCCACAGCUAGAGGUCCUGGACAUCUCCAGCACCCUCGUCACGGAGCUGAGCGCCCUGCUGGGUUGCCGGCUUACCCUGAGAUCCCUGACUGCCCACGGGCUGAGGCAGCUGGACAUGUCACCCGCCAGAGUGAUCUCCAUCCUUAGCCAGCUCCACGCCCUCAGGCACCUGGACCUCUCUGACGACCGCUUCGUCUCUGCACCACCAUCCGCAGAGAAUGACGAAGGGGGAGAGGGGGAUGAAGCGGUGAGGCUGCUUCUGGAGGGGGGUUCUGGGAUUCUCCCAGCACUUGUGUCUCUGGAUGUGUCUGGAAGGAAGAAGGUGACUGAAGGGGCGGUCACUGCCUUCGUCGAGGGGAGGAGAGGGCUUUUGUUCCUGGGGCUUCUGGCUACUGGGGCUGGCUCCUGUGACGUUCUGUCUGGGAAGAAUAACUUAAAGGUGGCCGGGGAGGCCAAUGAGAAACAGAUCUGUGAAUCUCUGAGGAGGUACAGAGAGAGAGAGUGUUUCACACGCGAGGCCCUGGUCCAUCUCUACCAGCUGACUAACGACAUGUACGACCAGACCAGACCAGACAUCCUGAAGCUGGUGUUGGGAGGGAUGCAGAACUACUCAGAGUCUCUCCAUGUCCAGCUGGUGGCCUCAGCCUGCGUCUUCAACCUGACCAAUCAAGACAUGGCUGUGGGCAUGCCCCACCCCCUGCUCAGCGCAGUUGUGCAUCAGGUGCUGGAAGCCAUGAGAAGCUUCCCCAGCCACCAACAGUUACAGAAGAACUGCCUGCUGGUGCUCUGCAGUGACACCAUCCUUCAGGACGUCCCUUUUGACAGGUUCGAAGCAGCCAAGCUGGUGAUGAACUGGCUCAGCGGUCACGUGGACCGGACCCUGCAGAGGAUGGCUGUGGCCGUCAUCUCCAUACUAGUGGCCAAACUGUCUACAGAGCAGACCACACAGCUGGGGGCAGAUAUAUUUAUUAUGAAGCAGCUGCUGGGUAUAGUGCAUCAGAAAGCCAUGGCAGGAGUAGUGGACUCCACUCUGAAGUUUGCCCUGAGUGCUCUGUGGAACCUGACUGAUGAGACACCCACUGCCUCGCGACACUUCAUCCAGUGUCAGGGCCUGGAGCUGUACGAGGAGGUGCUGGAGACCUACUCUUCUGAAUCUUCUAUACAGCAGAAAGUUCUAGGUCUUCUGAACAACAUAGCAGAGGUGGAAGAGCUGCAGGCAGACAUGAUGCAGGAGGACCUGUUGGAGCAUGUAGUGACCCUGCUCCAGGGGCCCCAGGUGGAGGUGGGGGUCAGCUACUUUGCUGGGGGCAUCCUGGCCCACCUCACCUCCAGACAGGAUGCAUGGACCCUAGACCAGGGGCUCCGACAAACCAUACUGGAACAGCUGCAUGCUGCCAUACUGACCUGGGCCCUCCCUGAGCGUGAGAUGGUGUCCUACAGGUCGUUUCGGCCGUUCUUCUCCUUGCUUCAGACCUCUCAGCCUGCUGGAGUGCAGCUAUGGGCUGUCUGGGCUAUGCAUCUCGUCUGCACUCAGAACGGUGUGCAGUACUGCCAUAUGCUCCAGGUGGAAGGGGCAGUGGAACUCCUAAAGACAUUGUCCUCUGACCUUGCCACCCACAGCAAUGUCAGAGGGAUGGCAGAGAGCAUCCUGGGUAUGGUGGAGCGCCACCAGACCACCAGCAAUCCCCUGAGAACACAGACAGAAAAGGGACAUCAUGGGAGGUCAUGAUGGAUCUGUGACCCUUGACCCCUUAGUCACAGGUGUGUUAAAAUAUGAAUGGGAUCUGACAUCUCUUUCUGUGUACAGUCGACGAUAUGUAUUUUGUAGUAGUUGCAUUGGUGGGAAUUAGGAUAAUAAAUGUUAAUAUAUUUGUUAAAUGCUCAGAAAGACACUUUUUGACAUCGGACUCCUCAAUACCUAGCUGUAGAAAUAAUUUUUCAACAUUAACAUUCUAAAAGAUCACUGGAGUUGUUCUAGAAGUAAGUGACCUUGA
Messenger RNA from Oncorhynchus nerka (sockeye salmon), 2616 nucleotides. RefSeq names its product zyg-11 family member, cell cycle regulator, like (gene zyg11l). The coding region runs from base 78 to 2351 and encodes 757 amino acids. Gene Ontology annotation, cellular component: Cul2-RING ubiquitin ligase complex. Lineage: Eukaryota; Metazoa; Chordata; Actinopteri; Salmoniformes; Salmonidae. The record is from RefSeq and is a predicted model, not a curated record. The transcript is spliced from 14 exons.